This is a messenger RNA of Menidia menidia (Atlantic silverside), 3747 nucleotides long. Lineage: Eukaryota; Metazoa; Chordata; Actinopteri; Atheriniformes; Atherinopsidae. The record is from the annotation of a GenBank genome assembly.
UUGUGCAUCGUACGUAAUACGCUCAGAUUUAGCGUGUGCCAGGUUCUAUGGUACAUGUUGCCGUUGUCCUCUUGCGUCGUUUCUUGUUCUUCCAAUCUACGUGGUACCUAAUGGUGAACUAUUGUGGAAGUUUUUUGAGUGUGGUGCGACUUUAACGUGGUCUGUGGUAAGAGUAGGCCCAAACGAAGUAUGUGACAAGCACGCUUGCGUCUUGUUAUUAAACUGCUAGCUACUUUUAGCUUGUUAAGUGUGUUUGGCAACAUUAUGGUCGCUAUUAAUUACAUGUGUUGGCUAAGCAUUUCGAGUACAAGUUAACUGUUGUUCUUGUCGUUUAGUUGCGUGCCUGUAAAAACAUUCAGCUUGGAAAGCAACGCUAUAUAGUUGCAAACGGGAAGCUUUGCAACUAGGAAAGAGCUCAGUGACCUUCCGCGACAGCUGGCGUGUGGCUCAUCGCUUUUCCUCUGAAUGGACAAAAAAUGCAUCUGACCAGAGGACUGCCACGACCAAGAACGUCACCUGAGUAACCGAAACUUCAGAAAAACCCUUCUUCGACACUUGUGUUCGAGCUUUUUCGUUUAAUUUUAGGCUGCGAUAACUUUUUUUUUUUUUAAGAAUGACUCGCCGCUCUGUGGCGAACGUGUUUUCCCUUGGAAGUCGGAUAGUUUGUUAUGGGUACUCGCAUCGUUUUAACCACAAGGCAACGUGCAACUUCUCGUCCAAAGCAAAAGUUGGGUUUAAACCUGAAAAGGUAGCGGUGGUCACAAAAACGACACGGUACGAAUUUGAACAGCAACGUUAUCGCUACGCAGGGCUGUCCGAAGAAGAUUUGAAACACUUGCUUGCCAUGAAGGGCUCCAGCUACAGCGGUCUACUGGAACGACAUAAUGUACACACUAACAACGUGGAACAUAUUGUGAACAGCCUUCAGAAAGAGGGAAUUGAUGUACAAGUUGUGAAGAGAGGGGAAUAUAAUGAAGAGGUUGUGCGAUGGGCAGAUGCUAUUGUCUCUGCUGGAGGUGACGGAACAAUGCUACUUGUUGCCAGUAAGGUUUUAAGCAAGGACAAACCUGUCGUCGGCGUAAAUACAGAUCCAGAAAGGUCAGAAGGGCAUCUUUGCUUGCCUGUGCGGUAUACUCAUGCCUUUCCAGAGGCACUUCAAAAACUCUGUCGUGGUGAGUUCAGGUGGCUGUGGCGUCAGAGAAUCCGCCUGUACUUGGAGGGCACAGGAAUAAAUCCCACCCCAGUGGACCUGCAUGAGCAGCAGCUGAGCCUGGAGCAACAUAGCCAAGCUCACCGCAUCACCACGAUGGACAGUCAGCAGAGGAGAGGAACAUUGCAAAGGAGCUCCCCCGAGCCCAACCUCCUCCCCGUGCGAAGUUUGAACGAAAUCUUCAUCGGUGAAUCUCUUUCCUCAAGGGCUUCCUACUAUGAGAUCUCGGUUGACGAUGGCCCGUGGGAAAAGCAGAAGAGUUCGGGACUGAGUAUCUGCACAGGAACGGGAUCUAAAGCCUGGUCAUAUAAUAUCAACAAACUUGCCGAUCAAGCAGUGGAGGAGGUUCUAAAAAUUGGAAAGUCCCAUAUAUCUGGUCUUGAUAUACCACUGAGCCAAGAGUGUAUCGAAAAGGUAACUGAUCAGUACAACGAGUCCCUGGUGUUCAGUCCGGAAGACAGCCGCUUGUUCUACAGCAUCAGGGAGCCCAUCGUCAACAGAGUCUUCUCCAGCAGCCGCCAGAGGGGCUUCGCCAGCAAGGUGUGUGUCCGCUCCAGAUGUUGGGACGCCUGCAUGGUGGUGGACGGAGGGACUUCCGUUGAGUUCAAUGAUGGCGCCAUCGCCACCGUCGCCCUGAGCGAGGAGGACCAGCUGCGGACAAUCGUUCUCGAGCAGUGAGACGAGCAAACAGUCCACGUCCCUCAACCCAUCAGUGACGUGAUCAAAAGGAAGCACCUGCUUGAUAUCCAGACAGGCGUUGUAUACUUUCAUACCAAAACCAAAGGGUGAUUUUUCUCUUUUAUUCCAAUUGACCCAUCCAAUUCUUUUGUUUUUUUCCCUUAUUGAUUUAAACCACAUAUUUUUGCCAGGCUGUUCAGGUUAUAAUUCAAAUUAGAGGAUACCGUGCCAUACAAUAUUGUAAAGGGGUAACAAAAAAAUGUAUUCUCUAGCAAAAGGUGCUAUAGGACUAAACCUUUACAUCUAAAUUUGGUAACAGUGACUUGUCAUCUUUUCUAACAUCUACUAUAGCCCAGAUUGAGAUUAGGUUUGUCUGUUUGAGGAUGGGGAUCCAUUCACAGAGGAUCUGUAUCAUUUAGAUAGAUUUAUAUGAUAAAUUCAAAGCAUCCAGAUUAUGUUGAGAACGUGACAUGCGUCAUAAAUAUCUGAUCAUUUAUAAGUGUUUGGUUAUUUAUUUGAAAAAAGAUAAAGGUGCACGUCAUUUAGUUCAGUAGAUAUUUCCCUUCGCCUCAUCUUGUGUCUUGCCCACCUUUGUGUUGCAGUUUAAAGCUCAUUUCCAAUGCCUUUGGGUUGCCUCAACAUGUUGCUGAGUUGAUUUAGCCCUCGCUAAAUGGAAAAUGCAGCACAUAGCUAACAGAUCCCAGUGACACAGCCAAUGUUCUUAUUCUUCAACUACUUUUUUUCCCCCCUAAAAGAUCGACAGGGUAUUAAAAAGCACAUUUUAACAUAAAGAUGCUUUGUGAAUGUAGCCCCAGACUGAAAUGUACAAAAGAUUUUUACGCAAGUGCAGUCUCUGGAUAAAAACGCUCGCAGGUCAAGAAAGUAAUUCUUAAGAUUUAGUUUUUCAGAUGAAACUUAUUCAGAAUCCAUCUGUGACAUGUUUAAUAUUUACUGCAUCAGUUUUGGAAACUGCUCACAAUCAUAUGGUCUUUAAAUAAGCAUUGCUCUCUUCCCUCCAAUCUUAUCCGGUGUCACAAAUGAUGACGUAGUAGAUUUGUUAUAUGCUAUAUUAAUUAAGAUUUCCUCUAUAUUUAGUGUUCCAGUGAGUAUUUGUGGCCACAGUGCAUGUGGGAUGUGAUGAAAUAAACUUCUGUGUGUGCAUGUAUGUUUGUGGUGAUCUAGAACAUUCAUUGAUUUUUUUUUUUCUUUCCUCUUAGUUAUUUGUGGAUCGUAGUAGAGCUCUUUAACUUAAAUGAGAUCCUACGUGCUAACCCAGGACAGUAAUCUGAGCCACUGUUUGAUUGCACAGAUAACCGAGUCCACAUCAGUAUGUUUAGUGAGUGCAAAUGUGUUUUAAACAGAGUUUAAAUAUUCUAUAGCUGUUUCAGCCUUUCAAAUAUGUGCUGCUUGCUAAAUCUGAGGCUGGAAAAGAGCAAAUGAAGUGUGCCGAAGCCCAUAUUUUCAGUGCAAUUCAACUACACGUGACAAGAAAAUAUAUUUUGGAAGGUAUUAAAAAAAGUGCAAAAUGUGCCUGAGGUGGAGAUGCCAAACACCCGAAAGGCACGAUUGCUUUUAACUGGUCAAAACGCACCACUAAAUUUUGUUUGGUUAUUUUGUACAGUGUACAAUUUGAUGUACAAUGUUUUAUAGAGACUUUCUAGACCUCUAGUCCUAUUUUGUUACAAAAACCUCGAUGGAGAACCUUGUGAUAACUCCCAGGAUUGACUUGGAAUUAAGGCAUUUUUUAAAUUGAUCAAAUAAUCUAAAACUGUAACGAGACAUGAUCAAGGGAAAACGUCCCGUGGAAACGCUUAUGUUUACAGUGAUUUGUUUUUUUGGAUAAAGUGGUUUGGAACAAA